UUCAUCUCCAUUUCUACUAUCGGUUAUGGCGAUUUUGUUCCUGUGCCUGACACAUGGACACAUACUGUUGCGAUUAUGAUGUUCUUAUCUGCAGGUGUCAUCAUUCUUACCACCCUAUUCGAGACCUUCAGCUACUACCUCAACUAUAUUCAUUAUAUUGGACGGAGAUUUACGGGUACGAAAGACAUCCAAAUAUGGUUUGGGGGAAGAAUGCUUACUGUCCAAGAACUCAUAACCAUUGUAGCGGAAGAAUUUAACGUGUGUCCAAGAAAACUGAGGACUAUAAUUCAUGAUCUUGACGACAUUCUUCAUGCAGCUUGUGAUGAUACAAUAAAGAAUCGAAGCGAAAUGCUGUAUAAAACGGGUGAGGUGAUUCGGAAUGAGGUUGGUACCUUUUCUUCUUACCACAUGUCAACUAUAUUACUUGAAUUUUGA
Messenger RNA from Strongylus vulgaris, 435 nucleotides. The record is from the annotation of a GenBank genome assembly. NCBI's taxonomy places the organism in Eukaryota, Metazoa, Nematoda, Chromadorea, Rhabditida, Strongylidae.